AUGCAAAUCAGCCUCAAGACCCUCUACAUCGCCGCCGCCACGCUGAUGGCCGCCAGCAGCGUCUCCGCAGACAGCUGCUCUCGUUGGACCGGCCGUGACUGCCCUGCCAACCAGCCCGUGAGCUGCGGCGACGGAUGCUGCUGCGAGUCGCUCAACGUCUGUGCGUGUUAG
Molecule: messenger RNA, 171 nt
Organism: Colletotrichum destructivum
Lineage: Eukaryota; Fungi; Ascomycota; Sordariomycetes; Glomerellales; Glomerellaceae
Exons: 1
Coding region: 1-171 (56 amino acids)
Source: RefSeq, a predicted model, not a curated record